CGCCGAAGGGUGGGGCGCCCGCCAGGUCGCUCUUCGGCGCAUGCGCCCCGCGUAUCCGCUCGCCUCUUCUUCCCCCCCCCACCCCGGCGCCAUGUAUGACCGGGCUCCGCGAUCGUUCGGUCGGGCCGAGCGCUGCGGCACCGAAGCCCACGUGGGACCCGGCUCCUACCAGGUGCCUUGCCCGAAGGAGCGAGGGGCAGGCGGCUACGCUCCGUUUCUUUCGUUGGCCAACCGAGACAGUGGUUUCAUGGUCCGCCAUCCUGAGGAUGUUUCUCCGGGACCGGGUCACUAUGACAUUCCAGAAGCUCAGAACAAAGUUAAAGGUUGCAUGAGCCUGCAGAACAGAGAGAUGCGUUUUAAGACGCUUACGUCGAUCAUUCCCGGACCUGGCAGUUACGAUCAGUCUUACCGGGGGACACUGCAGAUUAUGAAAAACAAAUUGAAAGAGGCUCCACCGCAUUUUCAAUUGAAAAUGGCAACAAACCAGAAACUUUGCCCAAAGGUAGAUGUUCCAUCUAUUCCUUCUCCCGGACAGUCUUUCGGAUAUCAAAUAAAUGAAGAUGGCACCGUCUUAAGACAGUUCCCACCGCCCAGCGAUAAAACCCUGGGUCCAGCAUACUACAAACCCAUGUUGGACGGUCCGUACUCUACUAGGAAGUACAGAGGUGUCUAUUUCGGCCAUCUGACGGGAAGGCGAGAGGCGAUUCAAAGAGGAGGCCCGGGCCCGGGGGACUACGAUAUAAUGCGGGAAGGUACCGUGCAUUACGAGAACGUCAACAUCAAGAAGGAAGAGAAGACGAAAGGUGGCCCUUUCCUCCCCCGGUAUUAUGAAGUAAUAGCUUUGCGAGAAGAAAAGAAGGGAGUACCAGGACCCGGGAAGUACAACAUUAAAAGUCAGUUUGAAAAGGCGGAGAGCGUGACUCCAAAAGGCAGUGAGAUGCUUCAUCCUCCUUUCCUGUCACAAGCCAAAAGAUUCGUACCCGUGAAAUCAAUCACCCCGGCUCCCGGCACCUAUGAUGAACCUCGCACAGCCCUGGAGUCCUUGAAGAAAACGUCCGGACUCAGAACGACCCCGUUCGGUCAAACGGCCACGCGGUUCCCGGCAGGCUGCGGAUUAGAGGAGACACCAGGUCCCGCAUAUUAUGAUAUUUUCCACGACGGAAAUACCAGUGAUGGAUGGAGAAAGUCAUGCUGGGAGAAAGCAAGGAAAGACGCAUUUGGAUCCUCUGCUCCCCGUAUUUUCCACCAUAUUAAGAGAGAAGCUUUUAGUUCUCCCGGGCCAGCCGAUUAUCAGAUGGUGGAUCUCCCUAAGGAACACCCCAGAUCAGAAAAACCAGCUUCUGCGUUCUUGUCAAAAACAGAAAAGAAGACUCCAGUGGCCACCCCGCCUGCUCCAGCACCGGGCAGCUAUGAAGUUCAAAAAUCAUUUGAGAAAUCACGCGGAAAAUCUGUCUUCAUGCCACCUCGAACAUCUGUGGCCAGAAGAAAACACGCAUCCUUCCUUAGCGGCUCUCCUCGCUAUCCGGAGUGUAAGCCGGGUGGCCCAGGACCGGGAACCUACAACCCUGUGGUGAAGGCAGCUUCCAACUUUCCCCUGUUCGGUAACAGGGGCGAACGUUUUAAGGAGCAGAAAGAGAUUACACCUGGUCCUGGGGCAUAUGAGCUCAGCCCGGUUUUUAGAGACACAGUCCUGAAGGGCACUUUUAAUGCCACCUUGCCUAAUCCUCUGUUGAAACCAGUGGAAAACCCACCAACCAGACCUGACCCUUUAGGAGAGAAACUUGGGAUACCAAAAUGAGAACUCUUCAUGCUGAAGCAAAACCCGAAGAUUCUCUGGAAGCUUUUCAGCAGUCACAAAAAUUCUGACCCUAAACCAUUCUGGAAGAGCCCUGUAUGACAUACAGAUGUCAGCCACCAGCAGAUGCCUGAGGAAUUUCUUGGAUAUCCUUGAUCUAAGAAUCGGUGCCUUAAUGACCAUGUUGCUACCCAACAAGAAGUCUUCACUAAAUUCCUACUUCACAUAGCACCUUAUAAACUCCCAACAUUCACCAAGGAACCUGCUAGCAUUUUGCACUGCGGCAUCCAAACCAUUUUGACAACUGAAUGGCAAACUCCCAGAAAAUAUAGGUACAUUCAAGGAUCAUCAUGGAAACAUUAAAACAGUUUGGAAAGGCAAGAAAACAUUAAUUCAUAAACUAAAGAAACACUGUGGCCAAGUGGAAAUAUCCCAGGCCCGCGAAUAAGAGGAUCGGUGUUCUAAUCCCAGAUACGCGACUUGACUGCUGUGUGACCUUGAGCAAGUCAUUUCUCUUCUCUGUC
Ornithorhynchus anatinus (platypus) is the source of this 2319-nucleotide messenger RNA. It is a transcript of the gene STPG2, whose product is annotated as sperm tail PG-rich repeat containing 2. Bases 41 to 1798 code for a protein of 585 amino acids. The record is from RefSeq and is a predicted model, not a curated record. NCBI's taxonomy places the organism in Eukaryota, Metazoa, Chordata, Mammalia, Monotremata, Ornithorhynchidae. The transcript has 14 exons.